Molecule: messenger RNA, 1511 nt
Organism: Aspergillus caelatus
Lineage: Eukaryota; Fungi; Ascomycota; Eurotiomycetes; Eurotiales; Aspergillaceae
Exons: 1
Coding region: 291-1490 (399 amino acids)
Source: RefSeq, a predicted model, not a curated record
CAGGAUGACAUACUAGAUCUAUCUGAUUGUUAUCAACUUGGUGUUCAUGAGAGGUGAAUUACAAGACAAAGUGAAUAUACCACUUGGCCGGAAUAUUUCUUUAUCAUGCAUGAUGGUUAUUAUUUCCUAGCUUCGAUCUUUCUGUCACAGAGCGCACCCUUUUACUACUUUAUGAGUGAAUGCUAUCACCCACUCUUAAUAUGUCUCUUCUUGUUACUGUGUGAUACCGUACCUAUGCUCUCAUAUCCAAUCACACUGCUCUGGUUUUUCAUUUCAUCCCAUCCUGAGCUAUGGCAGACAAUGAACAUGGCGACUCCGGAGAGAACACAGGUGUUCACCCUACCGAUUCACUUCCUAUCCUACAAGUGCCUUCUUUAGCAUCCAACUACCCUUUGGCCCACCAUUAUCAAGCUCCCGCCCAAGAAAGUGAUGUUUGGCCUGCCUCGGAACCCCAGCUACCUCUCGAUUAUCAGAAACAUUAUACUGGACAUCCGCCCAUGGCUUCUCCGACAACCCAGUCAGCUGUCCGCCAGCAUCGCUGUCAUCACAGUGUGAUGGAACGCCAGUUCUGCAUUGACCGUACGGAAACAUGCAACUCAUGUGGAAGACAGCCAUUCCUCGGAUGGCUCUACCUCUGUGUUGAGGAUAUUUCGGGCUUCUCUGAUCCCUUAGAUCCCAUAAAUGGCCCAUUCCUCAGUCCGUGGAUACUAAAAGCCAUGGAAGAUGGCCACUAUACGACCGAACAGAAAGAAAUCGUGAUUCACCAAAAGUUGAACGUCGUGAGGACGGCGGAGAGAGAAAGAGGCCCCGUACCUCCACCGCUGUCUAUGCUCUAUGCAGAGCGUAGUGCGCUAAACGGUCACAACCAAGAUGAUCCAUGGGUAGAGUUGGUAGAGGAUGUCAGCCAGCGGGAUGAGAGUGCCCCCAAAACCAGCGAAUCAGCGGUUCGCCUCGACCGUCCUGAGCAAGCCUCGCAGCUACUCCAGCCUUCACACCCUUCUCUUCCAUGUACAUUCAAGGCUUGUCGUUACUGCGAGCGUCGCCAUGGUAACCUCGAGGAGCGCACCUGGAUAAGUCUCAAUGAAAUCUGCAAUGAUCCUUCCAUUCCCCCUCCAGACUCGUGGGAACUGCUUGAGCGACCUGUCUCCGAUGCCAAUAUUCUUCGAAACUUAGAGCUGCCCUCUCAGCGUAUCUGGAUUGGUUCUCAAGAGGCGAGUUCCUCGGCAUACGGCAUCGCAGAGAGCCGCGAAGAUAUAAGCGCUAGGUUCUAUUCUCAGGAGAAUAUCACUAGCACCAAUCUCCAUGGGCUUCUGGAUCAAUCCCUGAACAUAUCGGUCAGAACAGAGCAGACCAUUGCAUCUUAUACGAGCCAGCUAAGUGAAAGUAUUGCCAUUGGGGUGGCUCUCUCUGCGUUCGAUGAUCACUCAGCAUCGUUUCCCUUGUCAGGCUCAUUAGAGCACGGUCAUGAUGAAUGUAACACCGGGGAAUAGAUUUGACAGGGAAGCUGCAUA